Molecule: messenger RNA, 3598 nt
Organism: Nothoprocta perdicaria
Lineage: Eukaryota; Metazoa; Chordata; Aves; Tinamiformes; Tinamidae
Product: L-threonine 3-dehydrogenase, mitochondrial
Exons: 9
Coding region: 127-1248 (373 amino acids)
Biological process (GO): L-threonine catabolic process
Molecular function (GO): L-threonine 3-dehydrogenase activity
Source: RefSeq, a predicted model, not a curated record
GAGACAACUCCUACUUUCCGUAAGAUUUUGAUUGGCUUUCCAAAGAGGCAGUGUCCUUUAAAUUGCCCUGGCAUUGCUGCUCCUGCUCUGUUACCAGCUGCUGGGAAGCAGAUUUAAAGGAGAAAGAUGCCAAUUGUGAAAAGCGUGAGCAGAGCAGUGAACCAGCUGCUUCAAAGCUCUGGCUGUGGAUGUGGGAUUUCCAUCGUGCCCGUGCGAUGCCUUGGGAUCUCACCCCGCCAGGUGACCUCUGAUGCCAGCUUUCAUUCGGUGUCUUUUUCGGAGUCGGAUCAUCCUCGGGUGCUAAUUACAGGGGGUCUUGGCCAACUUGGCGUAGGACUCGCUAAACUUCUGAGGAAACGUUUUGGAAAGAACAAUGUGAUCUUGUCUGACAUUAGAAAGCCUGCAGAUAAUGUUUUUUAUAGUGGUCCUUUUAUCUAUUCGGAUAUCCUGGACUACAAGAAUUUACGCGAAAUAGUGGUGAAUAACCGAAUAACUUGGUUGUUCCAUUAUAGUGCUUUGCUCAGCGCUGUUGGAGAAGCUAAUGUCCCUCUGGCCAGAGCUGUAAAUAUUACUGGUUUGCACAAUGUUCUGGAUAUUGCAGCUGAGCACAAUUUGCGACUCUUUGUUCCCAGCACAAUUGGAGCCUUUGGACCCACCUCUCCUCGAGAUCCAACUCCUGAUCUCUGCAUCCAGAGACCAAGGACAAUCUAUGGAGUCUCUAAGGUGCACGCUGAGCUCAUGGGAGAAUAUUACCAUUACCGAUACGGCCUAGACUUUCGAUGCCUGAGGUAUCCAGGAAUUAUAUCUGCUGACUCUCAACCUGGAGGGGGCACAACUGAUUAUGCUGUCCAGAUUUUCCAUGAUGCCAUAAAAACUGGCAAAUUCCAGUGCAACCUAAAGCCAGACACCCGUCUCCCUAUGAUGUAUAUCGAUGACUGCCUGAAGGCAACUCUAGAAGUCAUGGAGGCCCCUGCUGAGGCACUGAGCAUGAGGACAUACAACAUCAGUGCAAUGAGCUUCACUCCAGAAGAGCUGGCCCAGGAGGUGCAGAAGCACAUUCCUGAACUGCAGGUGACCUACAGCGUGGAUGCAGUCAGACAGGCCAUAGCUGACAGCUGGCCAAUGAACUUUGAUGACAGCAACGCCCGGAAAGAUUGGGGGUGGAAACAUGAUUACGACCUCCCUGAAUUGGUGACUACAAUGUUUAGCUUCCUUGGAUCUGACUCCAGGAUUGCUCAAGCUAACUGAAAUACUUUGUAAGAUGUUUCCACAUUUCCACAGAGGACCAGGAAGAAAUGGCUAAAUUAGUUUAUAGUCUUCUGAGUCUUACAGCAUGUCAAUUAUCACUUUUUUUCCAUAAGUAACAAUAGAGUUGGACAGAAAAAUAUUGUAGCUGGCAUUUACUACUCAUAGCUAAGUUAGAUAAAACAAGUCACUUGGUACCAUUUCUGACAAUAGCACCGAUGACAAGCACGGAGAUCUCAAACUUUCACACUUCAAUAGCUAGAAAAAAAGAAACCACAUACUCCUGCCUGAUGACUUUCCAAUCAUUCCUAUUGCUUGGUGGUCCUUUAGCAAAGGACAUGGGCAAUAUUGUCAACCUGGCUGUUUUGAGCGUAUUAUACAGAGUUAACAAUAUGUGUUUUGCUUUCUUAGUGAAAGUUAUGUCGUACUAAGACAGCAUUAUUUCUUCUUCCUUUGCCUACAGCUGAGAGAUUAGAAAUACUUCACGUUUCAAAAUUGCAGGGAUUGUUGCAAUUUUAGUUUGAAAUGAGACUGUAGUUAAUAGUUCCUAUAUACAUACACACGCAGUGCUAUAUAAACCUACACUUGCCUAUAUGUAAGGCRUAAAAUGUGGCAUUAUUCUUUUGAGGCCUAUAAAUGUGAAGGGAAUUAGGACUUGAAUUCUCACAGUGCUUCAAAAAUACCAGGGUAUACAAGCUAAGUUUUGUCCUGUUCUUUGAAAAUGCUGCUGCCUUCAGUUUAACCUUAGAGAUAGGUUUGUACAUGCAAAUCCAGGGCGUAAUUCCAGGCCUGGGAAUUGGGUUAUUGUUAAUUUUUGCCUUUGUUUUCCCAGUUGUUUGUCGUCCUGCAUGAUCAUACACUGCCUGGAACAAAUUUUGAAGGUGGGCUGAUUAAGGUAGACUUACAGUAGAGUCGUGUCAGCCUUUGAAACCAUUCGUGUUCACUACAUUCACUAUAUUUUUUUCAUGUGCGCUGUAUGUAUAUUUUUAGAUAUGUGUAUGCAACUGUUAUAUGUUUUAAUCCUUUAGAGAAGAAUCCAGAAGCAAAAACUGUUAUCUUCUUAUAUUUAUUUAUUUCAGGGUUUUAAUGGCAGCCUUUUCUGCCAUUCUUGUCUGGCUUCAUCACAUAAAAACAAAAGCUCAAGCUGUUGACUUUAAUGUGAAAGAUUGAUUGUUGUUUAGAGCCAAGGGGCCUAAAUUACUGAUGUCCCUCCACUCCCCUCCCUAUAGAAUGAUGGGGAGUUCUCAAUCUUUUCCUAGUAGUUUCUAGUUACAGUUAAAGAUUAUUCCACUCGUUUGAGUUUCAUGCACAGGAGAUCUAGGGAUAAUUAAGAGAGUCUUAGGAGAUGCAGAUAAAUAAGAUGCCUACUCAGAGGCUGCUGCAGAGACUUGGAGAACAAGAAAUGACAACCUAGAGAUUCAGGAGAGCCAUUUUUACAUAAAAUUAUUGAUUUCUGUGGUGUAAAUCUGGGCUAUAUUACUGUAGUAAUAUCAUGCUUUGAUAAAUGGCAUCUGGGAACUUUUACUACUUUUUUAUUAUUUUCAGGGAAAAAUGUAAUUCACUUUCAGAAUAACUUCACGUAAGGAAUUUCCAGUUAUGAAUAUCAAUUUUUUUUUGUCUUGGAUACUCCAGCGAAUCUUGUGGAUUCACAGUGAAUCUCAUUCUCAAAUAUUUUCUUGUCUACAUCUCGUUCACUGUGUUUUCUGUGAACAGCUCUUCACUGUUAAGCUCUCUGUAACCCCUGCAUGAUCUGAUCUUUGCCUCUUUGUGAGGAAAUCCACUGCAUUCUGCAUGGAAUGUGUCUUCUCAUGAAAGCAACCCUCAAAUGACGACUCUGUGGUGAAACGCUAUUAUUUUAAGCAUUUGUUGAACUUUUAUUUCUUGAUUUUUGUAUGUAUCUCAUACUGUUUAAUCUAUUGAAAUAUGGAUUUUCCAGUUAUUUAAGCUUAAUCUCAAGGGAUGUGGCCCAAUUUGAAACUUUUUUUACAGUGUUUACAUUUCUUAAGAGUCUUUUUUUUUUAAUGGUGGCCACUGUGGUAGUUUUCACAUUGUUCACAUGYAAUAUUUGGCCCAGUGGGCCAGCAAAAUUGGUCUCAAUCACACCCUACAAGAAAAGACUGGCUCAGAUUUUGUCCUCUGCCAAAACAGGAUUAUCUUCUACUAAACUGUUAGCUUGAGACAUCAAAUGAAGGCUUUGUUACGAUCACAAAUGUCUUGUCUAUUCCAGUCUGUCAUGAUUCACUCUCCUUAUACACAUAUUCUCAAUAUGUAUAUUGAUGUAUAUAUACACCCACUCUUUGCAUUUAGUAUAUAUGCAUAGAUUUGUUGGUGGAACUGACUUCAUUUCCCUGAU